Orussus abietinus is the source of this 2153-nucleotide messenger RNA. Its product is annotated as sodium- and chloride-dependent glycine transporter 1. The transcript is spliced from 14 exons. Gene Ontology annotation, biological process: sodium ion transmembrane transport. Bases 122 to 1936 code for a protein of 604 amino acids. Gene Ontology annotation, molecular function: glycine transmembrane transporter activity. The record is from RefSeq and is a predicted model, not a curated record. Gene Ontology annotation, cellular component: membrane. Lineage: Eukaryota; Metazoa; Arthropoda; Insecta; Hymenoptera; Orussidae.
UCCGCCAGGAAGCCGAUAUUCCCUCUCCUCGUCGAGGACCGGAGACUGGAGGGCCAUGGAUAAGCGAAUUUGAUCGUUCCCCGUAUCGGUUUUCCCUAAAAUUAUUGACAAGUGGUCGAAGAUGAGCGCGACUGGACGGACCUCCGAAGUGGACUCUCGAGAUGGGGCGGAAACCGGGAAAAAAAUUCACACCAACCCCGACAGGGGUGCCUGGGGGAACAAAAUGGAGUUUCUCCUGUCCUGCGCAGGAUACGCCAUCGGCAUCGGAAACGUAUGGAGGUUUCCGUACCUGUGUUACAGAAAUGGCGGAGGUGCCUUCCUUGUUCCGUAUUUACUGAUGCUCUUCUUAUGUGGGAUUCCCCUCUUCUUCAUGGAGUCCUCCAUGGGCCAGUUCGGUGGAACUGGCUGCAUCACCAUGUUCAGGAUGAGUCCCUUGUUCAAAGGGGCAGGUUUCGCGAUAGUAAUCGUAAACGUCAUCUGCACCAUGUACUACAACGUCGUCAUCUCGUACCCUCUCCUCUUCUUGGUGAAAUCCAUCAGUGGAAAGGUCCCCUGGGAAGACUGCGACAAUUCCUGGAACACGUAUAGAUGUCUGAAGCUAGGAGCCGAAAUAUUCAAUCAGCGGAACUCUUCGGAUCAGAUCGAGCUGAUCGAAAGGACCAAAACGCCCGCUGACGAAUUUUUUCACAAUCACAUUCUGGAGAUCUCGGACGGGAUCGACGAGAUGGGCGGCAUAGUGUGGCCCCUCUUCUGGUGCAACAUUGCAUCCUGGCUCGUGGUCUUCCUCUGCAUCUGCAACGGCGUCAAAAGCGUCGGAAAGGUCGUUUACUUCACGGCCACCUUCCCAUUCGUCGUGCUCCUCGUUCUGUUUGUACGAGGCGUCACCCUCCCCGGGGCGAUGGACGGCAUCCUCUUCUACAUCACGCCAAACUGGUCGCAGCUGACCAAUUUAAAGGUCUGGGCUGACGCGGCCAUUCAAAUCUUCUUCUCCCUGGGCCCUGGAUGGGGCGGCAUCGUCAACAUGGCCAGUUAUAAUCCUUUCCGGAAUAAUAAUCGAUUAGACUCCAUUUUGGUGCCGAUUUUAAAUUGCGGCACCAGCAUUUUCGCCGGCUUCGUCGUCUUCUCCGUCCUCGGCUUCAUGUCCUUCCGGACAGGACUUCCGGUCUCCACCGUGGCGACCGGUGGGCCCGGGUUGGCUUUUGUCACGUAUCCGGAAGCCAUCAGCAUGCUUCCUUUUCCUCAACUCUGGUCGGUGCUCUUUUUCAGCAUGCUUUACUUUCUGGGAAUGGACAGUUGCUUCGUCCAAAUCGAAGCCAUCAUAUCCAGCAUCACCGACGAAUAUCCUGCGCUAAGGAAAAGGAAGCAUCUGGUGGUUCUCGUCUCCAUCUUCGUCUUGUUCCUCGGAUCACUAUUCUUCGUCACGAAUGGCGGCAUGUACAUUCUACAAAUGUUCGACUGGUACGCAGCGUCGGUUUCCGUAAUUUCGAUCUGCCUCGUCGAAGUCAUCGUCGUUGGGUGGACUUAUGGUUGCGAAAAUUUCGUUCAAGACAUCGAGUUCAUGAUCGGAGAGAAACUGCAUCCAUGGUGGCCCCUUUGUUGGAAAUACACCACGCCGAUUAUUCUUUCGUUCAUCUUCGUCACGACAAUAAUCUUCAACACGAGGUUGACGUACAAUGGCGUGGAAUAUCCAGAAUGGGCGAUCUCUUUUGGGUGGACCAUUUGCAUGGUCAGCAUCAUCUGCAUUCCCGGAUACGCCAUAAUCCAUUUUAUAAUUACGAAGGGAACUUUCAAGGAGAAAUUCGAAAUCGGCGUCAACCCAACACCCGAAUGGGGUCCGCAAAAAGCAGAAGAUAGAGAAGCAUGGGAAGCGUACAGAAAGAAGACGAGGAAGAGGUCGAAGGAGUCAAUCGUGGACAUGAAAGUGACCAAUGUCUAAAUUCUUGAAUUUUCACGCUGGAAAUAAAGGAAAAGGAGAUUGAAAACGACCUUGAAAAAUGUCAGCAAUUUCCGCUGUCAAGGUAGACGUUCUUCAACACUUUUCCAAGGUUUUAGCAAUAAAUGACAACCAUCUCUACGGUCGACGAGGUCGAUCGAUUUCCUGUCUCGUUCGCCAACGAAAGAGACUCGACGAUCCUCGACGUCUGAAAAUUGAC